Lotus japonicus is the source of this 1554-nucleotide messenger RNA. RefSeq names its product protein FAR1-RELATED SEQUENCE 5-like. The coding region runs from base 1 to 1554 and encodes 517 amino acids. Gene Ontology annotation, molecular function: zinc ion binding. The transcript has a single exon. Lineage: Eukaryota; Viridiplantae; Streptophyta; Magnoliopsida; Fabales; Fabaceae. The record is from RefSeq and is a predicted model, not a curated record. Gene Ontology annotation, biological process: regulation of DNA-templated transcription.
AUGCGGAAAAAAGAUCCUGCCAUGUUUUGGCGUCAUCAUGCUAACGAGGAUGGGAAACUACAACAUUUGUUUUGGGCAGAUGGAAUUAGCCAAAAGAACUAUGAAGUAUUUGGUGAUGUUGUAGCGUUUGACGCUACCUAUGGUAAGAACAAAUAUCAAUACCCUUUUGUGAUUUUUUCUGGCCUCAACAACCACAACCAAACAACAGUUUUUGGUAGUGCAAUAAUUUCAAAUGAGAGUGAAGAGACAUAUAUCUGGGUUCUUGAAAGAUUGUUUGAGGCCAUGAGAGGAAAAUGUCCAACAUCUUUUAUUACUGAUGGACAUCUAUCGAUGAGAAAUGCAAUUAGCACAGUAUUUCCUACUGCUCAUCAUAGAUUAUGUGCGUGGCACUUGCUGCAGAAUGCUACUAGAAACAUCAAGAUUCCAGGGUUCACUAAAGAAUUCCAAAGAUGCAUGUUGGUUGAUUAUGAGGUGGCUGAAUUCAAACAUAAGUGGGAUGCUUUGAUACGUAAAUAUGGUUUGGAAGACAAAGAAUGGGUGAUUGAGCAGUAUGAAAAUAGGAAGAUGUGGGCAGUAGCUCAUAUUAGGGGUUGUUUUUUUGCCGGGUUUCGUACAACAUCAAGAUGUGAGAGUUUGCAUUCAGAAAUCAAAAAGUUCAUACAUUCAAGAUAUAACUUGUCAGAGUUUUUAAAACACUUCCAAAGAUGUUUGAAUUUUAUGCGGUUUAGGGAGGUGGAAGCAGACUUGGCAUCGGUGGUUGGGAAGGCACCACUUGAAACACCGUUCAAGCAACUUGAGAAGUCCGCUGCUGCUUUGUACACACCGGCUAUUUUUGACAAAUUUCGAGCUAUUAUUGUUAAAGCAUUCCUAGUUUAUGUUAGCGGGCGAAAAUUAACAGCUACUUUCCAGAUUUUCACAGUUUCUAAGUUUAGAACACCGAGUAAGGAGUGGCAUGUAUCUUUUUAUCCACCCACACCCGUGCUGAAAUGUUCUUGCCAAAGGAUGGAGUCAACUAGGCUUCCAUGUGAGCAUAUUGUAGCUGUUAUGGUUAUUUUGGGAAUGCAUGAAAUUCCACCAAGUCUUGUGCUGCAUAGGUGGAGCAAACGUGCCAGAGAUCAAAUAGAAUGUUAUGCUGCAGAUGUUAGCGGUGACUGGGGUUCGGUUAACAUGGCUCGCCAUGCAGUAUUGUUAGAUGGUUGUAGAGAAAUGUGCAAACUAGCGGGUGAUUCACUUGGCGAUUUCACAACUACAAGAGACCUUGUGACUACUCAUACUUGUACCUUGAAAGCUAGGAAAAAGGCCAAUGAGGUGCAUGACAACAAUGAGGGCAACAAUGAAUCUAUCCCUCUCAGGAACCCUGAUCGUGCGUAUCGCACGCGUGGUGGUUCUAGUACAUCGAGCACGAAAGGUCUACGGCGCAGAAAGACUACUUGCAGUGUUUGCAAGACACCUGGUCACAAUAAGGCAUCAUGCCGGCUAAAGAGUCGGAUCCAUGAUAUGACGCAGGAAGUGUACGGUGAGGAUACACAUUCACAGGACCAACAACAAUAUUAG